AUGAGUGGUUUACCACGAGAAAUACUGAAAUGGAUGCAAAGCUUGGACCUUUCUCACCCGGUUAGAAAUACCAGGAGGUAAAAAGAAGAGUAUUUUAACUAUACGAGGCUGGAUACGUUUUGACAACUUUCAUCACUGUUUUGAUCAUUUGUUGCCUUUUGCAUUCCAAACAGGGAUUUUUCAAAUGGAUAUCUAAUAGCAGAAAUCUUUUCAUGGUACUAUCCACAAGAAAUUGAAAUGCAUUCUUAUGACAACGGAACAUCAUUGCCGAGCAGACAGGGAAACUGGUCGCAACUGCAAAGGGUAAGAAUCCUGGAGCUCGCAAUUUUUCUGAGCUUUCUGAAAUAUAAGAAUUCUUCUUCUUCCAAAUUAAGUUAAGCUUAUUUCAAUAACACAAAAAAAUUAAACUAGCUAAAAAUUACAAAUGUUAGCUCAUAAGACCUUUCUAUGGUCUUACAUAAGUAGAUUUAUUUUCUUAGCAUUCCUGAAGGGACCAGAUCAAGAAAAAGAGUAAAGAAACCUAGAGAUCACAAGAGUUCUCAUAUUGUUCAUGAGAGCCUCCUUAGAUUAAUCCAAGCCUCUCAUUGCAAAAUUUACCAAAAGAAAUUUGGUGCUGAUACAAAAGCUACUGCAUAUAAAGGAAAUAAAAAUAGCAUAUAUAUAAUUUAUUUGGAAAGGAGGAAUUUUGAAUAUGCAUAAUUUAGAGAAAGGGUUUUCCUUGUAGGCUGAACCUUUCAAAGCCUGAGUCACAGACAUAAUCUAAACCCAGUUAGUAAUGACUGUGGAGCAGGUUGAUAUCCUUCUUCUGGGUCCCCAUUGGACUCAACAAAUUACCAGAAAUGCGUUUUGAAUUUUCCUUCAAUCUGAUUGGCAAAUCAACAAUGGCUUUUUUAACAUGCCAGUCAUGGUGCAUACUCAAAUCCUGGUACACAGGUGGAGACCCAGAACAUGAAUUUCAGUGCUGGAUUGCAGAUUGACUUAACCAGAAGCUUCUUCCCAUCUGUGGCACAGCCAAAACCUUUCUAAAAUGUAAAUUGGGCUUCAUUUAUGUUGAUUUACUUCUGGUCUCUCAUCUAUUAGUUUUUUCAGCGACAUGAGUUUGGUAUUCCCAAGGAAAUUAUAGAAGGGACAAUUCACUGCAAGCCUAAUGCCGCUUCUCUUUUGAUGGAAAAGAUUUACUCUCUCUUAACAAAUAGAGUGUAAGUAGUGAUGCUUCUUAGUUAGGCUUUUCAAUGUUCCUGGAAUCACUGGGCUGUAUACCAGGGGUGGUGGGCACUCCAUUAUUUGGCCUAAACAGGUAUGUACCACUGAACAGGGUAUGGUUUGCAGGGCAUUGACUCUUUACGGGUAUACAGUUUCACUAUUUAGUGUCUUUGGGGUGUGUUUUUGGACUGGAUGCCUCUAAAGGUGAUGUUACGCGGGACGAUUCGCGACGACAACUUUUAGCCCAACACAGCGUUCCAAUGUUGGAACAAUGUUGUAACCAUUCAAAACAAUGUCACAACAAUGUUGCAAUGCUGCGUUGCACUAAAAAUCGUCGUUACGAAUCAUCUCGUGUAACAUAACCUUGAAAGAGUGUGAAGGUUGGGAAUGAAUGGUCUACAUAUGUAUGGUACCAGCUUUUUUUCAAUAAAAAUCUAAUUAUUACAUGUUAAGUUGAACAAAUGAAAAUGCUUAAAUCUGUAUGCCAAAUAAAAUGAACCAGGGUCACAAAAUAAGAUCUUUUGUCUUACUCAGAGUAGUGAAAACGAUUUUAUUUUCUUAAUAAACAAGGUCAGGGUUUGAAGGCCUUGGUGGCAAUCUCUACACAAACCUCCCUUGAGUGGUCCCCCCCCCCACCCCCGGAGAGGAUUACAUAGUAGAAGUUGCCAUUUCAGUGUUUUUGAUAUUUGCUAGGGAGACAAAGGGUUGCUGGGAAUAAAGCCUCAAAUGACCUCUGAUUAACUGCUAAAUUCUCCUUCUAAUUUUCCUUGUAUAUGCUCAUCAAUUAAAGGAAGAAUUUGACAGUUUGACAUUAGUACCUUAUUCCACAGACAGUUCUAUUUUGUGAAUCUAUGUGACUGGUAUGACUAAUAUAACUAACUACGUCACCAGCCAGUGACCAGAGGUUUCAUUUAUCAUUUGUUUCAUAUCUCGACACGGCCCUUUAGUCAUGCAAUAUCCUAUGUACACUUCAUUAGCUGAAAAGAAAAUUUUGUCUUCAUUUGGGUAGAAUAAGAAGUUCGGCUGUGGAAGAGGAAUUUAACUUUACUGAUAGCACCUACCAGGAACAACUACCUGCACAUGCAAGAUCUACAGCAGCAAUGGUAAGUUGAGCAACGAUCGUGUCUUAAGUUUAUGCCAAUUCUUAUUAGUUUGAUUUAUGUACUCUAAAUUUUUCUAAAAAUAUAUCUACCAGGAAAAUAUCACAACAUGGGCAUUUUGCAUGCUUUGUGUACAUAUGCAGAAUGCUUACAUGAUCAGUGGUAGUGCUUGAAAAACAUUGGACAUUUUGUAUACGAGAUAGACUCUUACUUGUACAUUGCCAAAUAAGCACGCAGGACCUUUUAAGAAUGCCCAUGAAAUGGGAUCCUUAACAAUUCCCCAACGGCACAAGUUAUGAAACCGUGUUGUUGGUGCCCUACAACAAUUCCAAUAUCGCCUUACUCUGCAGUUGUCCUCAAAGAGCUUACAGUUUGACUGUCAUAAGUUUGACUUCUCCUAUUUUAUGAUAAUUGUUAUUUUUUGUAAUAAUUCUCUAACAUCUUCAUUUUAGGCAAUCAAAAAUAAUAUUGCAAGUACCGAGUUGACAACUGAUCCUGAUCGAAUUCUUUGUAGACAGAAGGUAGGAAUAUUUUUGUACUGUAAAAUUUGGUUAUUAUUCCUGAGUCUUAUGUGCAAGCAGGCACUCAGACUAGCUUGGAAGAGCCUCUCCUUUUUCACUGUAAUAACAAGUUUUCUUUUUGUUAUUAGGCCCAGGCUAUCAUAAACACGCAUUUAGAACACAGAAGACAAGAAAGAGUAGAGGACCCGCGUAAGUAAAAGAAACCUUAGUAUAGAACUUUCCGGGUAUGUAAAUGGAACAGGAACUAAUUAUGUUCAUUAUUUAACAGGUCGAUUUGGUAUUCGUCCAACACUUGGCCAGUUAUGUCCAAGGAAAGUUCCUCCGCCAAACUACGAAGAAGGGAUCUUAAAUAGGCACCAAACAGAUGUAGCCGGACAAAACGGUUAGUGAAGAAUCCAUGUAUUAUCAUGAUAGAAUUAGUAGUAUAAUUGUAAGUUCUUUCAUUCUGUGCGAGUUUGUUUGUCAAACCAGAUUUACACCUUCUCACUUGGAUUCUGAACGACAACGGUUUCUCCCAUAUAGACUCUGGUCACAGGCUUUUCCUUAUUUAUAUGAUGAAUAAGUGAACAGGAACAGAACGCAAGUGACUCGUUAUCGCAGUUAUCCCUAAAAAAGAGAAGUUGUGAACAGUCUAUGGGAGAGAAAAAGAGAAAUUGUGAACAAUGUAUGCGCUUACUCGUUUUUUUUAAAAAAUAAAGAUUUGCUGACAAAUCUUUGAGAGACAGUUUAAUCCUGAACACCACUCCCUACCAUUGGUCACAGUCUCAAACGUUACAACUAUACAUAUAUGACGUUUCAUGACGAGAGUCAUUCGUGACUCCGGGAUUAGAAAGGUUCAGAGCUCUGCACAGCAUAAACCACGAGACUCAUGUGAAUCUGAUUGGAACCAUGAAACACAGAGCCCGUAAUAGGAAGCUUACGUAACCACGACGAGGACGACAGCCACAAUGUCAAAAACAAAAAAAACAAUUGGGUUAACGAAAAAAAACAGCAGCUCUGUACGCGCAUCACGCUUUUAAAGUACAUUUCUUUGGCGUCUAGGCUUCACGACUACGACGUGAAGCCUCCUAAUGCAACGUUUUAUAUAGGACGUGAACAGAGGACGACGAAUUGUCCUGUCUCUUUUUGAGCUUGGAUAAAGUCCUUAAGGAUUCAACUCCAGGAAAAUCGCCUACAUCAUUUGUCAAAUUUGGCGGGUUCAAAUAGACGCGACAAAGUGUAAAAGGAUGCAAAUUCAUAUUUUUAGCAACGUCUUCACUGUCGUCGUUGUCGUCGUUGGUUAAGCUCCCUAAUGCAGGCAAAGUGGUAUCUCUUUGAUCAUUUUUUCGACUGUUAUUUCUCGGAUCUUCAGUUUGCCAGAAGUGGUUGAAAUAUUUAUUAAUUUAUUUGUUUAUUUGUUAUUUUCAGACGGAGAAGUUGAUAGUAACCCAGCUCAAUACCGAGAAAUACAAGUCAAUCAGCUGUCCGAAGCAAGUGAAGCCCCUGGCUUUUUGCCGCCAAUACAAACCACCGGAAUGUACUCCAUGGUUCACUAAUCAACAUUGAUUUGUAUUUCAAAAUUAUAUGAGUAAUUAUCCACGACAUUAUAGAGCCCUGUUAUUACAACUACUGCGGAGAUAUUUUUACGUUGCGUUUUAGGCAAUUUAUCGAUCAUUAUAGAACGUUUUACGCGAGAAGAUUUAAAUAAUGUUUUGUCAUCUCUCUUUAACUGGACAGUGCUAAAUGAUUUUUCCUACGUGUUUCACAACCCCGACGUUUUCUGGCUUUCUGCAUCAAGUAUUUUUUUUGAAAACACUACUUUAAAAUCAAACGAUCCUGUAAGAUAGGAAGGGAUUUGCUGGUUAUAGCGCCAGAUGAACGUGGAAAUGGCUGAUGAAACUCCGAUUCGGAUUCAUAUUGGAGUUCAAAACGAGAUGGGAAGACAGAGGCGAGGAACUACAAAGGACAGGUCCCGAGAUAUUCUUCAGAAAUCACUAAUAAAAGGAAACAGGGAUUUUAUUUAAAAGGACGACGGAGAUUUUGGUCUUUGACCACAGAAGACUAUUUUAAGGGAUUAUAGAUAUUUAAUGUAGGCAUCUUGUAAAUAAAAUGCUGCAACACAGUAUCCAGAAGCGCAA
Messenger RNA from Porites lobata, 4941 nucleotides. The record is from the annotation of a GenBank genome assembly. Lineage: Eukaryota; Metazoa; Cnidaria; Anthozoa; Scleractinia; Poritidae.